Messenger RNA from Osmerus eperlanus (European smelt), 2500 nucleotides. It is a transcript of the gene insm1b, whose product is annotated as insulinoma-associated 1b. Gene Ontology annotation, cellular component: transcription repressor complex; nucleus. The record is from RefSeq and is a predicted model, not a curated record. The coding region runs from base 159 to 1574 and encodes 471 amino acids. The transcript has a single exon. Gene Ontology annotation, molecular function: RNA polymerase II cis-regulatory region sequence-specific DNA binding; DNA-binding transcription repressor activity, RNA polymerase II-specific. NCBI's taxonomy places the organism in Eukaryota, Metazoa, Chordata, Actinopteri, Osmeriformes, Osmeridae. Gene Ontology annotation, biological process: regulation of cell cycle process; negative regulation of transcription by RNA polymerase II; neuron differentiation.
UGCAUUGGAGGCGAAAACAUUUCAGCAACAGAGGAAUCGAUAGCGAAAAUAUAAGUUUGUCAUCUUAAGCUCCUGCGUGUCUGCAAUUUUACAAACCUGGAUCAUAAUAGAGACUUCGCCCUCCUUUCCAAAGUGCCUUUCCACCAUCAUUCGCAAAGAUGCCCAAAGGAUUCCUAGUAAAAAGAAACAGGAAAUCUGCACAUGUUUCCUACAGGACUCGUCCCGAUGAAAAUGAACAGGAGCAUCAUAUCCCAACCUUUCAUAGCCAGGUCGACUCAUCCCCGGCAGUGUCUGUUGCAUCCAGUCCUGACCGAGCAGUUAUAUCGCCGGAUCUCGCCGCAGACGCACCAGUUCCCAGACUGGAGAGUAAACCGGUGCAAUUUGGAAACCCUGAGGCGGUGUACCAAGCACUGUACAGUCCGACUCGGCCCAUCAGCAAGGAACACGAAAGGAGAUAUUUCGAGCGAAGUUUCAAUCUGGGGUCACCGAUUUCUGCCGAGUCAUUCCCGACACCUGCCUCCCUCUCGAGUUUAGACCAUCUUCUAUUCGCCCCAGUGGACCUGAAAAUAGGAAGCAGCAACAGCAAUCGCAGUGGCAUCACCAGCAGCAUCCCCGCCACGGCCAUCCGGACCGGCACUAAAAGGCCCGCAUCCGACAAUGAGCGCAAGAAACCUGCAUCGAAGAAACCCAAAGCCAUAAGAAAACUAAAUUUUGAGGACGAAGUCACGACUUCACCGGUGCUUGGUCUUAAAAUCAAAGAGGGACCGGUCGACUCCAAACCAAGAGCGCAGACAUCGGGAGGUAAUAAGCCUUUAGGAGAGUACAUCUGCCAAUUGUGUAAGGAGGAAUACGCGGACCCAUUUUCUCUAGCCCAGCACAAGUGUUCUAGGAUAGUUAGAGUUGAGUACAGAUGUCCCGAAUGUGACAAGAUGUUCAGCUGUCCGGCCAACCUCGCCUCUCACCGACGCUGGCACAAACCCCGCGUCCCAAGCGCACCCGGAAUGCCACCUCAGAACUUGAAAUCUGACAUCGCCAAAAUACCCCCCGUUGUCAAGUCCAUCCCCGAGGAAGCCAAAGACACAAGACCUGAGAUGCUGAGCGACAGAGACACCCCGAGUCCCGGUCUGUCCGAGUCCGGCUCAGAAGAUGGGUUAUACGACUGCCAACUUUGUGGGAAAAGGUUUAAGCGUCAAGCAUACCUAAGAAAACAUAUUCUUGGACAUCAAGCCUUGCAAAAUAAAAUCUUCGAGGACCACGGAUUUCAACACAGCGACAGAGUAGAAGAGCAGGUUCAAGUAUCCUCGUCCUCAGAAGAGCAGCACCCAAACCAAAGUCCCCUGAAUCUGAGCCCCGUGGACUGCCUUCUGUGUCCCGUGUGUGGGGAGAAUUUCCCCAACAGGGCCAACCAAGAGAGACAUCUGCGUCUCAUGCACUCAUCCCAGGUUUAUCCCUGCAAGUACUGCCCUGCCACUUUCUACAGCUCACCGGGACUCACGAGGCACAUCAACAAAUGCCACCCAUCUGAAAACAGGCAGGUGAUCCUUCUUCAAAUGCCCGUGCGCCCCGCGUGCUAAUAUAAGAAAAUGCGUGCCUUUGGACGGGAAACAACGUGGCAUUGAAUAAAGAAAAGGUUUCUGUGAUGUUCACGGCCCGACUGUAUGAAUGACCGGGCAACUUGAUGUUUAGAUGGUGUGUUCAAUGGUGUGUCUUAUUCAUGCCAAUCAGUGGUUGUUGAAUGCUUAUCUAUAUCUUGAAUAAAAUAGGCCUAUAUUUUGAGAUUUCUCUCAAAUUAGUUUAUCAAAAUAAAACAAAGCGUAGUUUGACUGUUAAAGGGUAUUUUUCUAGGACAGCUGCACACGUGCUCAAGUAAUAGCUUCUAGACCUAAGAAAUGUUUAUUCACCAUGGAUAUUUGUUCCUCAUCAGAGCCUUUUAAUUCACCGACUGUGAAUUGCUGUAUCACUGUAGCUUUAUGCUAGUUUAUGAAUGACAAGACAAACUUAUCAACUUUGUCUUGAAAUGAUAAAACGACUGGAACAUUCCCCUUUAGUAGUACCACAAUUGCCUUUAGAAUAUAGCCUAAUGGAAACUCCGCUGUACAACUGCCUUAAAAAGUCAACAUAAUAUAAAGAUUGUUUUCAUUUUGAAUGCUGGCACAUAUUUUAUUGUUAAGUAUAAUUGUUGCAAUAUUUUCAUCAUAAUUUUAUUUAUUUAUUUAUUCUGCAAUUAUUUUAUGUAAAUUAUAAUUGUGUUGUGUGAUUAUUCUGUGAAUCGUUCUGGCAGUUUACAUGUCGUAGCCAAAUGUUUUGUCAACAUUUUGAGUUGUGAUAGUUGUCGUGGGUCGGUUUAAAUUCAAUCUCCACAGCUCUUGUUAAACGUAAAGCUCUUAACUUAGAUGCAAUCUUUUUCUAUGGACAUGUUAUUUUGUUAAAUGUUGGCUUUUAUAGCGCUUUGAUUGUAUGUGUACAUCGUUGUCGUCUAUCAUAAAAUAAAAUAAAAAUA